UUUGUCAUCGCGGAGUACGGACUCCGUGGAUAUCAUCUAUCAGCAAUGUCAGACAAUUUCUAAUAUCAUUAUUCAUAAUUCUAAUUAUUAGAAUACUUUUAACUUUUGACUUUUCAAACUUCUAAAAUUAAAAGUUAAUGCUAAUUUAAUAAAUUUUGAUUAUUAAGUACGCAUAUAAUUUAUUGUUUUAAAUUAUUUCGAUAAAACGAUACAUAUACACCUUAUAUAAAUUAUAAAUUAUAAAUUCUAUCUAACCAUGUCUGAAGAUUUUGUUACAUUUAAAAUUCGCUGUGAAAAAGCUUUAUUUGAACUGAAAAUAAAAUCUCCUAAAGAUAUAUCUGGAUUUGUUAAAAAACUGAAAAAUAAAUUAAAAUUGGAUGAAUCGGAUGAUUUAGUUAUAUUAUGUCCAGUAACUGAUGGAAAUAUGAUGGAAAUACAAUCAGAUGAUGAUAUUGAAUUUUUAAAGAAUACCAAAUUAACCUAUAAUGCUGUAAACAAAGACUUUUAUUGCAAUGUAGAACUUGUGGUAAUUAUUAUUCAUAAACUGCCAGAUGAUCCAAAAGUUAAAUUUAAAGUUUUAUCAAAUAAAUUGAAACUGUUAGCAUCUCAAGUUGAUGAAUUAUCAAAUGUUUUUAACAAAAUAAUUCAUGAAAAUGAAUCUAGUGUUAUUUCAACUAUAUUUAGGUCGAUUUUGGCAGAGAACUCAGAGAUAGAUUUGGGAAACAAAUCAAUGAAAAAAUGUUCAGGCAAACCAAGCGGGUUUAACUUAUCAAACUUAGAAACAAACAUUGGACAAAAAAAAACAAAGAAGGACGAUGAAAAGUUGUCAUCAUCGGGCACUAGUAAUAUCUCAUCCACCUUGUUUUAAAACUUUGGAAGAUUGGAUUUAGAUAUAUACAGCCUGUCUUAUACCUGAAGAUACUAAUAUUUCAUUCAAAAUUUUAUUAGCAUAAAGACAUACCAACACUAUACAGACUAUUAUAGUACUGAAGAGAUUUAACAAGAAUUAUAACAAUUAUGAAACAGCCUUUAGCUAAUAAAAAUCACAUGAUAAAUAAAAUCAAUUACCUACUA
Molecule: messenger RNA, 1074 nt
Organism: Acyrthosiphon pisum (pea aphid)
Lineage: Eukaryota; Metazoa; Arthropoda; Insecta; Hemiptera; Aphididae
Exons: 8
Coding region: 257-868 (203 amino acids)
Source: RefSeq, a predicted model, not a curated record